This is a messenger RNA of Anguilla anguilla (European eel), 1920 nucleotides long. It is a transcript of the gene tspan3a, whose product is annotated as tetraspanin 3a. NCBI's taxonomy places the organism in Eukaryota, Metazoa, Chordata, Actinopteri, Anguilliformes, Anguillidae. The transcript is spliced from 7 exons. Gene Ontology annotation, cellular component: membrane. Gene Ontology annotation, biological process: regulation of vascular endothelial growth factor signaling pathway; protein localization to plasma membrane; protein maturation. Bases 143 to 904 code for a protein of 253 amino acids. The record is from RefSeq and is a predicted model, not a curated record.
UGGUUGGUUGCUGUGGUACUGGCGUUGUGAUGAGGCAGAGGAGAGCGAGUUAGUUGCCGGGGUUGGUGGAGCACGACAGAACGACAGCCAUUUUAUCGCAAUAUAGCUACAGUAUAAUUUAGAUUUAUCUUCAGUAGGAAACAUGGGACAGUGUGGUAUUACUUCUUCAAAGACGGUUUUAGUGUUUCUGAACCUCAUUUUUUGGGCAGCCGCUGGGAUACUGUGCUACGUGGGAGCCUACGUGUUCAUCACGUACGACGACUACGACCAUUUCUUCGAGGACGUCUACACGCUGAUUCCGGCCAUAAUUAUAAUCGCCGUGGGGACCCUCCUGUUCAUCAUCGGCCUGAUUGGCUGCUGCGCUACAGUGAGGGAGAGCCGCUGUGGGCUAGCGACCUUUGUGAUCAUUCUCCUGCUGGUGUUUGUGACGGAAGUCAUCGUGGUGGUGCUGGGCUAUGUUUACAGAGCAAAGGUGGAAAAUGAGGUCAAUCGUUCCAUUCAGAAGGUUUACAAUGAAUACAAUGGCACCAACACAGACGCCCCCAGCCGCGCCAUUGACUACGUACAGAGACAGCUCCACUGCUGCGGAAUCCACAACUUCUCCGACUGGAGAAACACCCGCUGGUUCAAAGAGACCCGGAACAACAGCGUUCCCGUGAGUUGCUGCAAAGCCAGCAUCACCAGCUGCUCGGGCUCCCUCUCCCGCCCCGGGGACCUCUACCAGGAGGGAUGCGAGGCCCUCGUUGUGAAGAAGAUGAAGGACAUCAUGAUGCACGUCAUCUGGGCUGCAUUGACAUUCGCUGCCAUACAGAUGCUGGGGAUGCUGUGUGCCUGCGUGGUGCUGUGCCGGAGGGGGCGGGAUCCCGCCUACGAGCUGCUGGUCACCGGAGGGACCUACGCAUGAAGGGGGGGGGGGGGCGGGGAGUUUGUCCGUGUGAGGGUGGGGGGGGUGGGGUGUGGUACACACACUCUACCCUUCCUCUCCUGUCCUCACCUGAAGCAGCCCUACGUCUCGGGAGUGCUUCUCCUCCACAGCGACCAUCGGUCUAAGCGGCAAAACAAACGUUCAUUUUUGCGCUCUGGAAGCUGGUAUUUUUCCCGAUAUUUUUUUUCUUAAGUGCUGCAAAAUGCUGUUGGCCAAAGUCUCUAAACCGUCAGUGAAGUGUGAUUUAAUGUGUUCUUUUUGCUCAAAAAAGAAAUGGCCGCUUAACCUACUUUAUUCCCCCGCUUUUGUGGGGCUGGGGGGAGGGGUGAUGGUGGGGGAGGGGAGGGUGAACAUUAGGGAUCCCUACAUGAGAAACUACUGUACGGAGCGAUAUUUGGAAUUAACUCUUUCCUCAUGUGUCAGUUUGCACUAUGUGUAGGGCUUUGGAAAUAUUUUAUAAAUAUUUAAUAAUGUGUACAUACCAGAGACAGGGAAUCCCUAUUUGUAUGUAUGUGUGUAUGAGGAUGCCUCAAGGUUUUGAGUUUUAGGUUCUGACAUGAUUCCGCCCGGUGUAACUGGUCUCCAUUCCGGAUCAGGAGUGAUAUCGGCGUAACGUUAGGUCCCCUCUGCCGUACUGGACUGAAAUGGAAAUGUCAGGCUCCAGUCGCACCCGUCCUGGUCUAAUUCAGCCCUCACUUCUGCCAACAGGAGACGUCACAAAGCAAAAGCUAGCCUUUUCUCUUUUUUAGGGGAAGGAAAAAUCCACAUGCACUACUUAAGUCUUAUUCUGUACUAACCUUUAGAUUCUGUAGUUUAUUUCCUCUCCUGUGUUUUCUGUAUGGUAUAGUGUACUUUUUAGGACAUAGAUUAUUGAUUUUGGGUAUGUGUAGCUUUGUAGAAUAACCUUAAAAUAAUGUAAACGUGAAGUAACUGUAAAUAAGGAUGGAGGGAAAAAAAGACUUUCAAUGAAAAUAAAUCUGUGAAUUCAAAAUGAA